Acipenser ruthenus (sterlet) is the source of this 2185-nucleotide messenger RNA. RefSeq names its product gastrulation brain homeobox 1 (gene gbx1). Bases 223 to 1188 code for a protein of 321 amino acids. Gene Ontology annotation, molecular function: DNA-binding transcription factor activity, RNA polymerase II-specific; RNA polymerase II transcription regulatory region sequence-specific DNA binding. Gene Ontology annotation, cellular component: nucleus. Lineage: Eukaryota; Metazoa; Chordata; Actinopteri; Acipenseriformes; Acipenseridae. The record is from RefSeq and is a predicted model, not a curated record. Gene Ontology annotation, biological process: regulation of nervous system development; regulation of transcription by RNA polymerase II. The transcript is spliced from 2 exons.
GAGAGAGAGAGAGAGAGAGAGAGAGUCAGUGUCAGUAGGCAGACAGCGCAUUGGUUUACUAGAGACUGGAGGCUCCUAAAGAGCUACAGUACUGCGAUAAUCAGGAUAACGAGUGAGCAAGAAAAAGAAUCACUGACUACAGAAAGCGGUGAACACAAGGAUUUAUACCUUGGAGGAGGAGGAGGAUUUGAGUUUUUAACCAACUUUCUGCAGACAUCCAUCAUGCAGAGACCCAGUGGCCAAGGGACCGCUUUUUCCAUUGACUCCUUAAUUGGGACUCCCCAGCCCCGGUCUGGGCACUUGCUAUACACAGGCUACCCGAUGUUUAUGCCUUACCGACCGCUUGUCAUUCCUCAAGCCCUGUCCCAUUCACAUCUUCAGUCGGGCAUCCCUCCGUUGGCCCCCCUGGCUUCGUUUGCCGGGCGCCUUACUAACACUUUCUGUGCCAGUUUAGGGCAAGGGGUGCCAUCCAUGGUGGCCCUCACCACGACGCUGCCCAGUUUUUCUGACCACCCGGAUAGCUUCUACCCACCCCAGGAGCUUCCCGGACCCCGGCUAACAGCUGACUUGACCGGAAGGAGACAAAAGAGCCCCGAUUCGGAUGAACUAUCUGCACGAGACAAGGCUUCAGAACUUCUUAACUUCUCGGAAACUUUUGAAACUAUAACAGGUGAGACCAAACUGUACAGCUCAGAUGACGAGAAAUUGGAAGUGAAAUCAGCCGAGACUCCCUGUAGCGACAGAGAGGAGGACAGUUCUGCUGACAGCGAGAACGAAAGCUUCUCUGACGGCAAUAACUGCGCUUCUUUGUCCCAAAAGAACAACAUUAAGUCUGGGUCUCAGGAGCCGCUACCAUUGGGGAACUCCACCGGGAAAAGCAGACGACGCCGGACGGCGUUCACUAGCGAGCAGUUACUUGAGUUAGAGAAGGAGUUCCACUGCAAGAAAUACCUCUCCCUCACCGAGCGCUCUCAGAUCGCACACGCACUCAAACUAAGCGAGGUCCAGGUCAAGAUCUGGUUCCAGAACCGCCGGGCCAAAUGGAAACGGAUUAAGGCCGGUAAUGUCAAUAACAGAACAGGGGAACCUGUCAGGAACCCCAAAAUUGUAGUCCCUAUCCCAGUCCAUGUGAACAGGUUUGCAGUACGGAGCCAACACCAACAGAUAGAUGGGAGCACCAGGCCUUGAAAAUUAUGGACAAAAGACACUUGUUGUAUUCUAAACAACAGCGUAUACUGUAAAAAUCAAUUUGAACAUGGAGUUGAACGACAAUAACAUUACAACAAACCACCAGACUCCGAAACAGCCAAAGCUAACGAAGGGGAAUAAAGUAAUCAGCAUUGAGAGGCUUUUUAAACAUCAUUGUUAAAGUGUAGCCUAUAGUUAAAUCAUAUAAUUAGAGAACACAGAAAACGAACAUUUUGAAAACAUGCAAAAAAAAAAAGUGUUGGAAAACACGAGACGUUUCAGCUUGUAGGUUGGACAUGCUUUUUUAGGCUACUGUACAUUAAAAACGCAAGCUGUGUUUUAUUCAUAUACACCUUGAAGCUCUGAAACAAACAAACAAAAAACCUCUGCUGGACUCUUAAACCUGCUUCUGUAGCCUCAAUUAUAGUAUUUAGUUAUACUUAGUAACAACACACACACACACACACACACACACACACACACAUAUAUAUAUAUAUAUAUAUAUAUAUAUAUAUAUAUAUAUAUAUAUAUAUAUAUAUAUAUAUAUAUAUAUAUAUAUACACACACAAAUACUGUAUAAGGAGUAAAAGAAAAAAAAGAAAAAAUAUCUAUUUGCUAUACUUCAGAAAGGAAGAGAAUCGAAGUCUGGAAAGUAAAAAAAUCAUCUGUCAGCUCAUAAUUGUGGCACUGAACUUAAAAAAAAAAAAUAGGUAUACAAAUUCACUCUGCUGAAUUAGUUUCCUAAUUUAAAUAGUAACCUCGUUUUACCUAAAUAUUAUUUGGAGAUAUGUAAAUGUUUACCUAUUUAUUUUUUUGUAAAAUAUGUAAAUUCUCAAUAGUGUCGGGAUAAGACACACAUGUGCACUAAGAAAUGAGAUUGUAUACAGUUCUUUUUUUUUUAAAUCAUAAUAUUUAUAUGUUGAAAUGUGGCAAAACACCACAGUUAUAAUUUUGUUUAUGUUCUGAAAUGUUUUCUGUAUAAAAUGUGUGAAUUUGG